AUGGCCCAGCAAAAGCGAUGGCUCACCCAGCCAAACUCCAAGCUCGGCAAGGUUGACCUCAGUUUGAUUCUUCGUAAAGAAGGCGCUUGGGAAGUUCUUGCGCCCGAGACUCGGCAAGAGCUCUACUCCAUGCUUCCAGCACCAAGAGAAGGCGAGCCCGCUCAAAACAUUGACGUGCACCCACUCAAGACGCAUUACAAGCAAUACAUUGAAGAGGAACUGCGACGUUGGCAGCAAGACUUGGUUGAUGGAAAGGAGGCGAAGAAAUGGCGCGAGGAUGCCAUGAAAGCUGGACAGGAACGUGCAGAGGGCAAGUGGGAUGCGUGGAAGGAGCAGCAGAAGGAGAACGAUUGGGGUCAACGAGACGAGAAUGGUACGCCCAAGGAGGAGAGCAUGGAGAUGGAAGUAGAGGGCGAUGGGAAAUGA
This is a messenger RNA of Pseudocercospora fijiensis CIRAD86, 426 nucleotides long. RefSeq lists its product as uncharacterized. Bases 1 to 426 code for a protein of 141 amino acids. The transcript is spliced from 2 exons. NCBI's taxonomy places the organism in Eukaryota, Fungi, Ascomycota, Dothideomycetes, Mycosphaerellales, Mycosphaerellaceae. The record is from RefSeq and is a predicted model, not a curated record.